This is a messenger RNA of Oncorhynchus gorbuscha (pink salmon), 1098 nucleotides long. RefSeq names its product inhibitor of growth protein 4-like. The record is from RefSeq and is a predicted model, not a curated record. Gene Ontology annotation, cellular component: nucleus. The transcript has 8 exons. NCBI's taxonomy places the organism in Eukaryota, Metazoa, Chordata, Actinopteri, Salmoniformes, Salmonidae. Gene Ontology annotation, biological process: regulation of DNA-templated transcription; positive regulation of apoptotic process. Bases 25 to 777 code for a protein of 250 amino acids.
GUUGUGUUGUUUACAUUUUCCAAGAUGGCGGCGGGAAUGUAUUUGGAACACUAUUUGGACAGCAUAGAAAACCUGCCAUUUGAACUGCAGAGGAACUUCAAUUUGAUGAGGGACUUGGAUCAACGUACGGAGGAUCUAAAGGGGCAGAUAGACUCCCUGGCAAAGGAUUACACUUCCAACGCCAGGACCCUCUCGUCUGAACAGAAGCUUACUAUUCUGAGGCAGAUCCAGCAGUCGUACAGCAAAAGCAAGGAGUUUGGGGAUGACAAAGUGCAACUGGCCAUGCAGACUUAUGAGAUGGUGGACAAGCACAUCCGGAGACUGGACACAGACCUGGCCCGCUUUGAGGCCGACCUGAAGGAGAAGCAGAUAGAGAGCACAGACUAUGAUUCCACCUCCAGUAAGGGAAAGAAAUGUGAGUCCAGGGGGCUGAAAGAGAAGAAGGUGGCUAAAACUCGGUCUAAAGUGAAGAGCUCCGAUGAAGAUGGCAGUCCGAAGAGUGCACAGAAGAAAGUCAAACUUCUCCAGCCGGGGGAGUUCACUGCUCCAGUUGCUAAUUUUGGGAAUGUGCAUCCCUCUGACGUUCUGGACAUGCCAGUGGACCCCAAUGAGCCCACCUACUGCCUGUGUCACCAGGUGUCCUAUGGAGAGAUGAUUGGCUGUGACAACACAGAUUGUUCCAUCGAGUGGUUCCACUUUGCCUGCGUGGGCCUGACGACGAAACCAAGAGGGAAAUGGUAUUGUCCACGCUGCUCUCAAGACAGAAAGAGAAAGUAAGCCCCUAAGGUAGAGGAGCCAACCGGUUGUAGAGUCAGGAUACUACGUUAGUAAUGAAGAGAAAGUAACAUGACAGUUUCUGUCCCCAGGAUAGUAUUACAUUGUUUAUCGGUCUUCUAGCAUAGAGCAAUUGGUGCUUUCUUUUUUUGUUUACUUGAUUGUUCUGUCUUGGUUUAAUGCAGUGUGAAGGAGAUAUGUGGUUACAGAUGUAUUUAAAAAUGUUUCAAAGGUUAUGAGAGUUGAUAGGUACGAGAGUUGCUUUGUUUUUACAUUUUUAUGUUUCUAUUUUUUUGUAACUGAACAAUAAACACUAAAAUGUGA